GUGUUUCUCAAAUUGGCUAUUUUCCAGUCUCUCUCUCUCUCCCCGUCCCACCUCUGAAACGCUCUUUCUGAAAAUCCCCUCUCAUUGACAACGGGUAUGACCAGCCAUCCCGAUUUCCGCGAAUUUUAGCAGGAAGUCCAGAGAUUUAGAGUAAGCGUUAUCUGUUCAUUGCCGCUGGUUACUUGGUUUUGUGAAGCUGAAGCUCUCCGUAUAGUGAGAUCUGAUGCUGGACACUGCCAUGGAGGAAGACAAAGCAGCUACAGUGCAGCGCUCGAUGGACUCGAUAAAUGAGAUAGCUGCGAUCUCGGACUACAGGAGCACCGUCAAGAAGCAGUACUGCAAUUUGGCAAGAAGGUUGAAGUUGUUGAUUCCAAUGUUCGAAGAGAUUAGGGACAGCAAAGAGGCGGCACCCAAAGAGACUUUGAAAGCUUUGAUUUCCUUCAAGGGAGCUUUAGAAUCGGCCAAGCAACUUCUCAGAUUCGGGAGCGAAGGCAGCAAGAUUUAUAUGGUCUUGGAGAGGGAGCAAAUUAUGAAACAAUACCACGAGGUGACAGCUCAAUUAGAACAAGCCUUGAGUGGAAUUUCAUAUGAUAAACUUGACAUAUCAGAUGAAGUUAAAGAGCAAGUUGAGCUGGUUCUGGCACAAUUUAGAAGAGCCAAAGGAAGGGUUGAUGCACCUGAUGAUGAGUUGUACGAGGAUAUCUUGUCACUUUAUGACAAGAGCAGUGAUGCAGCAACAGAUGCAGCUGUUCUGAGGAGAUUGGCUGAAAAAUUGCAAUUGAUGGGAAUAUCUGAUCUCACACAAGAGUCACUAGCUUUGCAUGAGAUGGUGGCAGCAAGCGGUGGGGAUCCGGGGGCAAGUAUUGAGAAGAUGUCGAUGUUAUUGAAAAAAAUAAAGGAUUAUGUACAAACAGAGAAUCUAGUCAUGGAUGAUACUGAAGGUGGAAAAGGUCUUUCUCCUUGCAGCAGCAGCCAUGGGAUGAGUGAAAAGGGUCAUCAAGCCCCUAUUAUACCUGAUGAUUUCCGAUGUCCAAUUUCCCUAGAAUUGAUGAAGGAUCCUGUUAUUGUUUCGACAGGACAGACUUAUGAGCGUUCUUGUAUUGAGAAGUGGUUGGAAGCGGGGCAUGGCACCUGUCCAAAAACACAGCAAACACUUACUAGCUAUGUUCUCACACCCAAUUAUGUCUUACGAAGCCUCAUAGCACAAUGGUGCGAAGCCAAUGGCAUGGAACCUCCAAAACGACCCAGCAGUUCCCGGCCUAGUAAGUCAGCAUCUGCCUGCUCACCAGCUGAGCGUAAUAAGAUUGAAAAUCUUCUUCGAAAGCUUACUUCUGGUAAUCCUGAAGACCAGAGAACGGCAGCAGGUGAGAUCCGUCUUUUAGCAAAACGCAAUGCAGAUAACCGUGUGGCCAUUGCUGAAGCUGGUGCAAUACCGCUCCUUGUAGACCUUCUCUCUAUACCCGACUCCCGAACUCAAGAGCAUGCCGUAACAGCUCUUUUAAAUCUUUCCAUUUGUGAGAAUAACAAAGGAAGUAUCAUAUCUUCUGGGGCAGUUCCUGGCAUAGUUCAUGUGCUCAGGAAGGGCAGCAUGGAAGCUCGGGAAAAUGCAGCAGCCACGCUUUUCAGCCUCUCAGUCGUUGAUGAAAAUAAGGUUACUAUCGGAUCAUCAGGAGCCAUCCCACCGCUAGUGACACUGCUGAGCGAGGGUACCCAAAGGGGUAAAAAAGAUGCUGCAACGGCACUCUUCAACUUGUGCAUAUACCAAGGUAACAAGGGAAAAGCAGUGAGGGCAGGUGUGGUUCCUACACUAAUGCGACUGCUGACAGAACCCGGUGGGGGAAUGGUUGAUGAAGCAUUGGCCAUAUUGGCAAUAUUGGCUAGUCAUCCGGAAGGGAAGGUUGCGAUUGGUGCUGCGGAGGCUGUACCAGUUUUGGUAGGAGUCAUUGGAAAUGGAUCCCCAAGAAACAAAGAAAACGCAGCUGCCGUUUUGGUACACCUUUGUUCCGGCGAUCAGCAAUAUCUAGCGCAAGCUCAAGAUCUCGGGGUGAUGGCUCCAUUGGUGGAUCUGGCUCAAAAUGGUACAGACAGGGGUAAAAGAAAGGCUGCACAAUUGCUCGAGCGAAUGAGCAGAUUCCUUGAGCAGCAGCAGCAGCUGCAGCAGCAGGAAGUUCAAACACAGACUGAAGUGCAAGUUCAGAAUCAGGAUAUACAGCCCCCUUCUGGUACUAAUCUCAUUGAUAGUUGACGUCUUUGUUCACUUUGUUUCUUUCCUUUUAUUUUAAGUAUUGAGAGAGGCCUUCUUCGAUGGUAAAAAAAAAAAAGGAAGGAAAGAGGCCUUCUUUUGGGGAAGGGUGGAAGAUCACCUGCCUACUCCGUUGAGUUGUUCAUUUGUUUGUGUGGGGAUACAGGGAUAUAAUACAAAGACAUUGAAAUGGGGGAGAGAACCGAAAGAAAAAGGCGGGAUGCAUCUUACGUGGAAAUGUAUAAUUGUAACGUGUAUUACCGCAAUCAUCCUCAAAUUUUAAUGAAGAGAUGUUUCGUUUA
Messenger RNA from Neltuma alba, 2544 nucleotides. Its product is annotated as U-box domain-containing protein 13. Bases 224 to 2245 code for a protein of 673 amino acids. The record is from RefSeq and is a predicted model, not a curated record. The transcript is spliced from 4 exons. Gene Ontology annotation, biological process: cell surface receptor signaling pathway; protein ubiquitination. Gene Ontology annotation, molecular function: ubiquitin-protein transferase activity; protein binding. NCBI's taxonomy places the organism in Eukaryota, Viridiplantae, Streptophyta, Magnoliopsida, Fabales, Fabaceae.